AAAUACUUUACCUUUAACUAUGAUACAGCGCCUCCAUCAAACAGUACUACUAGUGCAAGUGCUACUACUACUACUACUACUAGUACUGAUUCUACAUCAAGUGUACUAGUGAUAUCAGCAAUAGUUUCAGUUUUGGUUAUAGUUGUUACUUUAGUGAUGAUGAUUGUUUGCGUGAUUUUUAUAAAAAUUUAUAGAAAAAAGAGCAGUAAAAGUCAUGACAUUGAUGUAACACCUAAUGCAGGCUAUGGCAUGAUUGAUGUUGUCAAUACAACCACAGAAAAUGAAGAUGGAGUUUAUGAAAGAAUAAAGGAUGAUCAGGUUUAUGAACAAUUAGAUGAACCUGAUCUGCUUGUAGCAAGAGAAAGUGCUGCUGACACAAGUAGCACAAAAUAUAAAAAUACUACUGUGCCUAUUGUUAAAGCCAGACUAAGUAGCACAACAUAUGAGAAUACUACUGUUCCUCUUGGUAAAGAGUCUGCUAGCUUUCAUGAAACAGAGAAUGAAGAAUGUGUGUAUGAACUAACUGAUACCUCAUAGUAACUUUUUUUUGGUGUGCAUUUACCAAGCAAAUUUUAUAAAUGUGCUGCAUAAUAAAUCUUCAUACAUUAUAAUAGUUUGGUUUGAUUUAUAGAUCUAAUAGUCAUUUUCGCUUACA
This is a messenger RNA of Amphimedon queenslandica, 655 nucleotides long. RefSeq lists its product as uncharacterized. The transcript is spliced from 5 exons. Lineage: Eukaryota; Metazoa; Porifera; Demospongiae; Haplosclerida; Niphatidae. The record is from RefSeq and is a predicted model, not a curated record. Bases 157 to 537 code for a protein of 126 amino acids.